Lactuca sativa (garden lettuce) is the source of this 827-nucleotide messenger RNA. RefSeq names its product krueppel-like factor. The record is from RefSeq and is a predicted model, not a curated record. Lineage: Eukaryota; Viridiplantae; Streptophyta; Magnoliopsida; Asterales; Asteraceae.
CCCCCAAAACAUCAAACAAUUAUUCGCGGCUUGGAAAACAAUUUGACCCGUCUGUGGCUCUGUGCAUACUGCGCAGGCAAGCGUUUCAAUCGCUUUUCUUCCCCGAUCGGCUUUUACACCGGCGACUCCUCUUCCUUGACACGGUGGUGAUAUUCUCAACUGUUAGCCUGUUAAGUUCUUAUUAUUGGUCCCUUCCAAAUUGGUGGUGACUAUAACAUGAUUGAGUGGAAAUUUGACAGCCUAUUAUUGAGCUACUAUGGGGACUGAAGGCCCUAAGGAUUCGUUGGACUGGAAAAGCAUUGGUGAAUCAGGUAAUAAGAAUGAGGCUGAUGCUGGACCUGUUGUGAAAAAACGGAUUCCAAAAAAGAUGCGCCACAUUCCAGACUACUAUUUCCUUCCUCGUAGAUCCAUGUUAGCUAACAUUGCAAUUUAUGGGUCCUGCAUUGUUGGUGGGAUUGGAGCUGGGAUGCUGACUGAAAUCUGGAUUAACAAGAAAGUUAAAGAGGAUGGAAAUGGUGUUUUAUGGGAAUUUGACAAAUAAAUGCCUGCCUGCCUGCCUUUGCUUUUGCUUUUGCUGCAUUUUGAAUUCUGAUAGACAAAAGGAGAAGGUAUAAUGGAUAAAAGAGUACGGAGUAUUAGGUUGCCUGAGACAUUCUUUAAGUUAUUCGGGUUUUUACAUAUUCGUGGUUUUCUCAAUAUUUAUUUAUUACCCCUUACAGUUUGUUAAGGUUUGUUUUGAGUAUUGAAAAAGGAAAAAGAAACCUUAUCUGAAUGAGACCUGGAUAGAUCAACUCAAAAGUUAAUUGGGUUAAGUUGUUUUGGAUGCA